AUGCCCGACAAGUGCACGGUAGUCAUCACAGACACCUUGUCGCCCCAUGAGGUGGCCUUAUUGGUGCUUAUAGCUUUGUUUUGUGCAGAUACCGAACAAAUAAGCCAUCAUACGUUGUUGAAGCUCAUUCCAGCUCCUAAUGGACCCACGCAAGUUUUGGCACCAUUUGACUGCUGCGGUCCUGUUUUAGAUGUGGCAAAUGUGAUCCCACCAUUGCUGUUUGACCUUGUGAAGCUACUGGAAAAUGAGAAUUGUGCUCCAGCAGCUUUACGACUUGUUGCAUCGCUCGAGCGUAUCGCUACUGUGGGAGCCAUUGAUAAACUCUUGAAUGUUCUCGAAACCCAUUGUGUUGUUGACAACUAUCGGGCCGCUGCUGAAGCUCGCAAGGGUCGUGUUUUGAAUCGCCAGCUCACUAAGACCAGCCUUUUGGGUCAGUUUGUUUGCCAAUGCAUGUCCAAACAGCAACUGCAAGAUUUUGAAGACUCUGAAAGACUAUGGCGAAAUCUACGACGGUACAUACAACAAUUUCAAGACGAUUGUCCCCAGUGGACGGGUUUCCGCUACGAAUUACCUUCGCUGGAUCCGCUAAUGCGAUUCAUUCUAGAGUCGGACGCAGAUCUUGACGGAUUGCAAGAAUUACAAGAGGCAGGGUUGAACGACCGAUACGCUGACCUGACAAGUGACGACCGCAACAUACUGAUGAUGGUUUCCCACGAUCACUUGCAGGCUUUGUUUGCCCACGAGACGCACUCCAUGUUGUACAGUAACUCACCUUUACAAGACCGGACAAGAGCUUUGAUCGACAAUAUGUCUCUCGAAGACACAGCCCGAUUUCCAGUCGUGUACAUACUGAAAGGUUUGGAGGAUUUACGACAAAACCGUUACGAUGACUUUCUCGGCUUGCUAUACAGAUAUUUUGACUACAUGCUGGGCCAAAAUACGGAACCCAACUUCUACCUGUCGCUACUGUCGCUAGCUUCGUUCCAUGCACACUUCCACAACGGUGAAGCGGCCGUGAAAACGUUCGAAGAAGCUAUAGCGGUCGCUCGCGAAAACAAAGACACGCACACGCUCAAUUUGAUCCUGAUGUGGGUGUUCGAGUUUAUGUGCAAAUACCCAAACCUGGCCACUAAAUUUCACGUCUCAACAGCACAAAUUCUACAGUAUUUGAAAACUUGUCCGCCAGAUCAGAGUUCAUACGUUUUUGAAAUGGGAUAUCGAUAUGACACAUUGUGGACUGUGCAGAAUACAGGUUCCGUGAAACAGAUUCUGGAGUCAUCAUUCAAGUCUAGUCUAUUGGCAUUACAGCGCAAUAACGGCGUGCGACUGAUGGCCGAACACAGUGCUCAGGUAUGGGAGUAUUUGGGAUCCAAAGGGCUGCAGGAAGUGUACGAAAAUAUUGCACAAAGCGAGAACUCUCAAAAUAUUUCUCCUCCGCCUCCCCCAGACCACGUACAGCAGCUUCUAACCCAACUUGAAGGUCCAGACUUGGCAUACCAUGAAAAGCGUCGUCUCGAAAAACAAAUCAUACAAAAAUGGAUGUCUUCUGGGGAAUACGACCAAGCUAUGAAUUUUGUCAAUUCCAGGAUACUCGAAUGCCAAUCAGAAGUCCUUGAUGUCAAUAAUGAAAAUCACUUUCAAUUGGCCAAGUGUCGGAUCCUAGUGAACUGCGGCCUACAAGUGAGAGCGCUGCCGAUACUUUCCAGAGUGUUGGAACAAGCCGCGUCCACAGAAAAUGGAUUCCUUAUGAGCAACGCCAUAAUACUUCUUUCACAAGUUCUUCUUCUGGUGGGAAAGCGACAGGAGUGCUUUCACCUGUUACGCAGUGUCAUGCACAAAAUUUUUGCAUAUGCAGAACCCGAUCUGCAGUUCUCCGUUGCUAAACUGUAUUUAGCUUCUAAUCCGCCUCUAUAG
This is a messenger RNA of Lachancea sp. 'fantastica', 1914 nucleotides long. Lineage: Eukaryota; Fungi; Ascomycota; Saccharomycetes; Saccharomycetales; Saccharomycetaceae. The record is from the annotation of a GenBank genome assembly.